CUGUCAACCCCACCUUUGCCGCCUUUGAUUUUGGCAUCCUUGGGGGGUAUAAAACUCAGAGUCUGGCAGGGAACUUUACUCCAGUGCACCAGUCCUGAGAACGUUCCAAUCCCCACAGCAGAAUGGGGACACUCUUACGACUCCUGGCCUGGACGCUGCUGUCUGUUGGGCUGACAGUUGGUCAAGAAGGACAACAAACCACUCCUCAGUCCGUGACUAUCAUCCCAACCCUGACUAAGAUACCACUGAUCUCAGGAGUGAGCCCUACUCACAAUGGCCGAGUUUGCAGCACAUGGGGAAACUACCACUUCAAGACUUUUGAUGGGGACGUCAUCCAAGUGCCCUCCACCUGUAACUUUGUCCUAAGCUCUCUGUGCAAGAGCGACUACGAAGAGUUCAACAUCCAGAUGAGGAGGCAAGUGGUGGACGGCCUGCCCACCAUCAGCAAGAUCACCAUGAAGCUGGACGGGACAGUGGUGGAGCUCCUCAAAGACUCAGUCCUCGUCAACAAAAUCAAGUGAGUACUGCAUC
Molecule: messenger RNA, 531 nt
Organism: Anguilla rostrata (American eel)
Lineage: Eukaryota; Metazoa; Chordata; Actinopteri; Anguilliformes; Anguillidae
Product: mucin-5AC-like
Exons: 4
Coding region: 123-521 (132 amino acids)
Cellular component (GO): extracellular matrix
Source: RefSeq, a predicted model, not a curated record